Messenger RNA from Porites lobata, 1156 nucleotides. The record is from the annotation of a GenBank genome assembly. Lineage: Eukaryota; Metazoa; Cnidaria; Anthozoa; Scleractinia; Poritidae.
AUGUUGAAGGUUAGAGACCACUGUAUUUUACUGGUAACUACCGAGGAGCUGCUCAUAACCAAUGCAAUCUUCAAGGGUAUGAUUCUCAUCUCUUUAUUAAACAACUAGCUAAGAUUAAAGGAGAUUUAUCAUGUAUUCUGUCAACUGAAGAGAAGUAUAUUCCAUUUUCAAAGACGAUUAAAGUAGGAGAGUACAAGUAAAAAACAACAGGUGAAAAUGUUUCAAUAAACUUUGAAAUAAGAUUUAUAGAUAGUUUCAAAUUUCUUCAAACAAGCCUUGCAAAUCUUUCUAAUCUUCAACCGGAAGAUUUUAAAAAUACUAAAGCAAUAGUUAAAAACAAUGGCUGCGGUCACAUCUGGGCUACUAACUAUAGUUAAGAUGGGGAUAACUAUAGUUAGCUAUUUCGGUCACGUGACCGCUUCUCUGUUCGCUCUAACUAUAGUUAGAAAAUGUAUGUCUCGGUGAUCCAAAACAAUACAGACUAACUAUCGUUAUACCCAAGCAGGGUUCGUGGGUUAGUAUUAAGUUUACAAACAAACAACCAAUCAGAAUGCGACACUUCUUUUCGCAUGUGCGAGAUGAGCAUAUAUAAACAUGCAAAAUAAAAAACAAGCGUGAAGCGAGGAGAAAACCAAAAACAACAAACAAAAAAUUUACAUACAACAAGGUAGCAACACGUGUAGCCUUCAAGCUUUUGUGCAGCCGUCCUUGUAUUUGCUGCAAAAGAAUUCCAGACCUUCCUCACAGGAUUCUUUUCCGGAAACUACGAGGUAAGUUGAGUCCUAGCUUUUCUUGAUGUUCUAUUCUAAUGCUUUAACUUUUAAUAAUUUUUUUAACUUUGAAAAUUAUCCAUUGUUUUACCCAGCAAGAAAGUACACCAUACCAAGUGAAUCAAAUCUACAGUCACUGCAAUGGAAGAUUUGUAUUUACUCAGUCGUAUUUUCCCUUCUACCAACCUCAAAGUGAUGUUCAUCCCCCUAAUCUGGCUGUAUCUGGCAUCGAAGGCGGGCCAGACUCGCCCCAAACUCUUGCUUCUUCAAAGCGUCCAAGAGAGAGAAGAGAUUGGAUGGAUACAGAAACCUCUCUUUUGUGGGAACUCUACGAAACUGCUUAUUCCCUGGGAAAGCUUACUAGUAAAACUAAAGAAGAUAAAUAA